GUAUGGCAUUGUUCUUUCUAUUCUCUCUUUCCAUACUCCCCUCCUAUACCUUUCUUCUAGAUGAAACAUGUAACACACUGGAUUGCAAAAUUGACAACAUGAUGCGAUUAAUAACAAGACAGCAAACCAUAAUAGACGACCAAUCAAAAAGGAUCGAUUUCCUGGAGGACAACUUGUCAGCCAUGAGGAAAAGGCUGGAAGAGACAUCAUCAACGGGUGCACAGAUUACUAUUCCAACUUUUUAUGCUGUUAAAUCGCGAGAUCAGCGAAAUCUUGCAAAAGGAGAAAGAAUCAUAUUUGAAACAGAAAUAACCAAUGUCAUGAAAGCCUUCGAUGUUUAUACUGGCGUCUUCAAAGUUCCACUGAAAGGUGCAUACGCAUUUAGUUGGAGUAUUGCCAUGGACAAUAUCGACAAUCAUGCCUGCUUCUCUCUUGUAGUAAAUGACGUAGUGAUCGGACAAACAUACAUGUGGAACAACGGAAGUGACGCAAUUUCCACAGGAUUUUCAAUUAUAGAAGUCGAUACUGGUGAUGACGUAUUCAUGAGCAUCUGCAACUCUAGUCAGCCACUUGGCCAAAUUAUUAGUGACAUUUACCGCAAGACAAGUUUUGCUGGUUGGUGCAUUGCAUGUUGAUAUUGCUC
Molecule: messenger RNA, 643 nt
Organism: Saccostrea echinata
Lineage: Eukaryota; Metazoa; Mollusca; Bivalvia; Ostreida; Ostreidae
Product: complement C1q tumor necrosis factor-related protein 3-like
Exons: 2
Coding region: 3-635 (210 amino acids)
Molecular function (GO): protein binding
Source: RefSeq, a predicted model, not a curated record